UCCUUCAAAUCCCCUUCUUUAAAUGAAGCCCAACCCCUCUCCUCCUCCACUCUUCUCCAUUCAUUGGUAACAGUAAUACCCAACACUAGUCUCCCUGUUCCACCGCCGUUCUACCUUUUCUCUCUCCUCUUUGAAAUCUCUGCAGAUAUGGCCACUCACCCACCCUCCUCACAAUAAACCCCCAUAUCUCACCUCUCUUCUUCCCCAAAAAGAUGUUGGAAUCAUCGAAUCUGCCUAGGUGGCUGGGGGCCCUUCUGGGGGAGAAAUUCUUCAAUGCGUGCAUAAUUCAUGAAGAUUCGAAGAAGAACGAGAAGAAUAUCUUUUGUUUGGACUGUUGUGAGGGUAUAUGCCCUCACUGCUUGUCCCCUCACCGCUCUCACCGGCUCUUACAGAUAAGGAGGUAUGUGUAUCACGAUGUUAUCAGGGUGGGUGAUGCUGAGAAACUAAUGGACUGUUCCUUUGUUCAAUCUUACACGACAAACAGCGCAAAAGUGGUGUUUCUUAACCAAAGGCCACAGAGCAGGCCAUGUAGAGGCUCCGGCAACGUUUGCACCACCUGCGACAGAGGCUUACAAGACCCCUACGUCUACUGUUCUCUCUCCUGCAAGCUCCAACACAUCCUGUCAACCGACCCAACCCGGAUUUCGGACUACAUCUUCAGUUGCGAGCACCUCACGUUACCUGAACAGGGUCUAGACGACGGUCAAAUGACGCCAGAAUCAGUCCUCGAACCGGCCGGCUCGCUGCGGACCUCGUCCGGUUCGAGCGGAGCUGGGGGAAUCGGUUGCCUGACACUCGGUUGCACUGCCACGACGGAGGUAGUGGUGAGGAAGAAACGCAGCAAUGUUUCUGGUUUCCGGCCACCGUUUGCGCCGGUUUGUUCGCCGGUUUCGGAGAUUUCGGCCGGUCUGCUGAGCCGGCGGAAGGGUACCCCCCAGCGGUCUCCGCUUUAUUGAUUAGUGUACGGAAAGUUGAUGAGAGAGAAUGGGUUUAGAGGGAGACAGGGGAGGGGUAAUUGCUAGUAAUUCGGUGUAUUCUAUAGGGUAUUUUCGGGAUUUGAAAAUUGGACCCUCCCAUUUUGGUGUAGUACUUCCCACUAUUUUCUCUCUUUUAUUUUCUCAAUUGUGUAAUCAGUAAUGGGUAGUACUGUAAUUUUCUUCUUUAUAGAGUGACAGUGACUAUAUUCCUAUAUUGAAAUAUUAUUAGCUGAAGCAUUUCUUUGCGUGGUUA
Molecule: messenger RNA, 1230 nt
Organism: Rhododendron vialii
Lineage: Eukaryota; Viridiplantae; Streptophyta; Magnoliopsida; Ericales; Ericaceae
Product: protein RGF1 INDUCIBLE TRANSCRIPTION FACTOR 1
Exons: 5
Coding region: 213-956 (247 amino acids)
Source: RefSeq, a predicted model, not a curated record